AUUUAUUGUCAAGUUUCAAAAAUAGGAAGAUAGAGAUGAAGUGAUAAAAAGGAAGUACUAUUUCUUUGAUAAGAAACCAGUCCUAGUGCAGAAAUGGAAGCCUGGAAACAAGGUGGAUAUCACUGAUCUCAAGGAUAUCCCUAUUUGGAUACAAUUCCCAGAUCUUGAGAUGAAGUACUGGAGUGCAUCGGGCCUGAGCAAGUUGGGAAGCCUUAUUGGAAGACCUGUAAAAAGAGACAAAGCUACUGCCAAUGGGAUGAAGUUUGCAUUUGCAAGGAUCCAAGUGGAGGUAGGGGUGUAUCAGGAUUUCCCAAAGCAGAUUAAUUACAUUGAUGAAGAAGAUAGGGUCAUAACCCAGAUGGUGACCUAUGAGUGGUAUCCUUGUAUGUGCUACCAUUGUAAGAAGAUAGGGCAUGAGCAGGAGUAUUGUAGACUGAAAGAUAAAAAACAGGAGAAACAGGAGCCAAGGAAAAUGGUAUGGAGGGUCAAGAAGGAUAAAAGUGACCAAAAACAGGAUAAUUUUGAGAUAGAAACUGAUAUAGAGGAGCAUAAAGAGAUUACCAAUGAAAAUAACCCAGAAACCCUAGACCAAGAUGGGUUUACUGAGGUUAGUGGGAGGAAAGCCGCAAGGAAGUUGGUAUUGGAGAAUAAAGAAGUGUGUGAUGAGAAAGGAUUGAACAAAAUACUGAGUUUUGACGAGAGAAUUGGAGGCAGCCCAGUAACAUGGGAAGAGAUUAAGGACUUCAAAGAGUGUGUUCAGAGUAAUGGACUGGAGGAUCUCCCCGCUGAGGGAGCUCAAUACACAUGGUCCAAUAAACAAGGCCCAGGCAGAAGGAUCUACUCAAAAAUAGACAGGGCUUUAAUCAAUAUCGAAUGGACCGUCCAGACUCUGACAAAGUUACAGGUCAGAGAGGUAGGUCUAUCAGAUCAUACACCCCUUAUAAUCAAGGUGUGGGAGCAGGACAAGCGUGGUAAAAGGUUUAAGUUUUGUGAUAUGUGGACUUUGGAUCCCAACUUCCAUAUCUUGGUAAGGGAGAGCUGGGAUCAACAUAACCAAGGAAGAAGUAUGUACCAGCUGGUCAGGAAGAUGAAGAAUUUAAAGACUUCACUCAAAAAGCUAAAUAGGGAGAGGUUUGGAAAUAUUAUCCAAAAGUGUGACAUAAUUAGGGAAGAACUAUUCUCUAUUCAACAGAAGAUUAAGAAGAGUAUUAAUAAUGAGUCACUGAUCAACAAAGAGAAACAUUUGAUCCAACAACUGAAUUGGAAUUUGAAAGCAAACUAUCUACUGAAGUGUCAACAAGCAAAGCAAGAAUGGAUUCUUGAAGGUGAUCCAGACUCCAGGCUAUUCCAUGCAUGGAUUAAAAGGAGACAUAUUCAAAACCACAUCACUGCAAUAUAUAACAAGAAGGGAGAGAUGGUUGAAGGCAAGGAUAAUGUGGCUAGGACUUUGAUGGAAUACUACCAAGAGAUCCUAGGGACUACAGUAUGGACUAAAAACAUUAAAGAUGAGAUUAUCAAAAGAGGAAGGGUUUUGACAGUGGAACAGCAGCUGAACUUGAUAGCCCCCAUCCCCCCAGAACUGAUUAAGAAAUACAUAUUUGAGAUCCCUAACUAUAAAAGUCCAGGACCGGAUGGAUUUAGCAGUGGGUUCUUCAAGAACCAAUGGAGCUUAGUGGGGGACUUGGUUACACAGGCAGUAAUGGAGUUCUUCCAAACAAGCACUACCCUUAAAGAGCUAAAUGCAACCAUCAUUACCCUCAUUCCUAAAGUAGAUUGUCCUAAAGGCCCUGCAGACUUCAGACCUAUCUCGUGUUGCAACGUGAUUUACAAGGUCAUAUCAAAAAUAAUCUGUAGUAGAUUGAAAGAGGUCUUGGCAUAUAUUGUUGAUCAAAACCAAGGUGCUUUCAUUUCGGGUAGAGAUUUGGUCCACAAUGUCUUGGUUUGUCAGGAAUUGGCUAGAGGCUAUAAAAGGAAGGGGAUAUCCUCCCAAUGUAUGAUGAAACUUGAUAUCAAAAAAGCAUAUGAUUCUGUUAGUUGGAAGGCGAUGACACAAAUCCUGCAAGCCAUGAAGUUCCCACCUAAAUUCAUAGAGUGGAUUAAUUUCUGUGUGACAAAUACAGCAUUCUCAAUUCAACUUGAUGGUGAAAUGUUUGGGUACUUUAAGGGAGGGAAAGGACUCAGACAAGGAGAUCCCAUAUCACCAUUGUUAUUUGUGGUGGUCAUGGAAUAUCUCACAAGGACUCUCCAUCACUACGCUGAUCUGAAGAGGUUUAAAUUUCAUCCCAUGUGUAAGUCUUUGAAGCUGAUUAAUUUGGUUUUCGCAGAUGAUUUGAUUGUGGUGUGCAAGGCAGAUGAGGACUCUAUUAAGGCUGUAUUGAGUGCACUGGACCACUUCAAAGAGGUUACUGGCCUACACAUAAACACUGAAAAAUCUCAGAUUGUUAUGGGUGGAUUGAACUUAGAAACAGAGAAUAGAUUCUUGAGACUAACUAAAAUGACUAAAGGGGAAUUUCCGUUCAGAUACCUAGGCUGUCCCAUCACAGCUGCAAGGAUUGGACAGAGGGAAUGUGAUAGGCUUGUUGAAAAGCUUACCACUAAAAUCAGCUCUUGGGUGACUAAGCAACUUUCAUACACGGGUAGGAUAAGACUUAUAAACUCUGUGCUGUUUGGUAUUGUCGCCUUCUGGUCUAGAAUGUUUAUCAUUCCAAACAAGGUCAUGAAAAAGAUUCAAGACGUAUGCAGGAACUUCCUCUGGGGCUCUUCACCCAUGUACAAGAGAUGUCCACUUGUGGCAUGGGAGGAUAUCUGUCAGCCUAAGGCCAAUGGGGGGUUAGGCUUGAAGAACUUAGUAAAAUGGAAUAAAGCUAAUGCUAUGCAGCUGAUCUGGGAUAUAGCCAACAAAAAAGAUAUCUUAUGGGUUAGAUGGAUGCACCAUAGGUAUCUAAAGCAAAGCACAAUAUGGCAGUAUAAAGGAAGUGGGGACAAAUGUUUCUACUGGAAAAAACUAUUGAAGGUGAGGGAAGAGUUUAAGGCCAUGCCUGUGAAGGGAGAUUAUACUAUUCAGGAAGGCUAUAAGUGGGUUAUGGGAGAGAGAUCUAAAGUGGCAUGGGCUAAUACAGUUUGGAACAAUUGGACCCAGCCGAAACACCAAAUAGUGGCUUGGCUAAUCUGGAAAGGGAGACUACAAACAAGAACCAAGUUGAGCAAAUUCAUGCAACUGGAUACUAGAUGUGGAAUAUGUGAGAGGUAUGAAGAGGAUCUGGACCAUUUGUUUUGUUCUUGCCAAUGCGCCACGGAAGUGCUUAGUGAGGUAUUUAAAUGGAUGGGAAUGGACAUUAAUGUUCAUACACUAAGAGAGGUGGAGAAGAUGAUGGAUGCUUGCAAGAGUAGGAAAGAAAGAAAGCUAAGGGAAGCAACAUUCAACGCUUGUUGUUAUGCUAUAUGGAGAGCUAGAAACCAGAUUAUCCAUGGGAAAGAACCCAUCUCGGCUAAUGAGUGCAUUGAAUACCUUAAAUUCCAAGUUUAUACUUUUGUAAUUCCUAAAUCUAAGUAGCAAUAGGGAGAAUGAUUGUUUAGCCGAGAGCUAAGUUUGUAUUGAUUCCUAUGGAAUAAAAAUUUGCAUUUCGUUCAAAAGAUAGAAACUUGUCCAUAGUAGAUAUCCGAGAGGAGCAGUUUGAUUGAUCUGAAACCAAGCUUCCAUCAAUGGCCAAACAUAGUUGGAAAAGGGUUUGAAAAUGAUGUGAUGCAGAUAUACGUAACAAAGCAGUCUUCAAGAC
This is a messenger RNA of Cuscuta campestris, 3776 nucleotides long. The record is from the annotation of a GenBank genome assembly. NCBI's taxonomy places the organism in Eukaryota, Viridiplantae, Streptophyta, Magnoliopsida, Solanales, Convolvulaceae.